This is a messenger RNA of Mus pahari (shrew mouse), 1100 nucleotides long. RefSeq names its product chromosome 20 C16orf95 homolog (gene C20H16orf95). NCBI's taxonomy places the organism in Eukaryota, Metazoa, Chordata, Mammalia, Rodentia, Muridae. The transcript is spliced from 7 exons. The record is from RefSeq and is a predicted model, not a curated record. The coding region runs from base 223 to 849 and encodes 208 amino acids.
CCUCUGGCCUUAGUGAGGACCUUGGAGACUCUGGUCCAACUGGCUGUAGAGCACAUGCCCAACACAGUGCAUCAUGACAGAUCAGGUCAGCCCAGAGUCCACACGGGUGACCUUGAAGCUCACCUGUGAGUGCCCGGAGCCCCGAGGCUGCCGGGUCCAGCGGUAGCGCAGUGGCGAACUACUCUUUCCAUCCUUGGAAAUGUCAGGAGCAGGCCUUCAGGCAUGGCUGUAUCCAGGAAGGGUUCGUUUCAGACCUUUGGAAAGGAUGUGUACAUCACGGGUCAGUCGGUGUACCCCAGCCUCCACACUGUUCCCCAGGAGUACGCGUGUUGCCAAUGCUACGCCAAGUUUGGGGGCCACCUGCCUGUGCCCCGGGCUGAUGCACUGCUGCCCUACUGGGUGCCUUUGUCCCUGAGACCACGAAAGCAGGUCUCGAAGAUGAUGCGGUGUUACGUCCCCAGAGCCAUGAGGUCGUGCCGGUGCUCCUGCCACUGCUUUGGGGGCCGCCUUCCGAUGCCCAGGGACAGGGCCGUCAUGCCCUACUGGGUGCCCCAGGGGCUGAGGUCACAGAAGAAGGUGUUGAAGAGGCUGGAGAAUGUGAAAGACACUCCAGAUUGCCCCCAGGACUCAAGCAGAUGGUAUGGCUGUUGGCGGGUCUGCGGGAACCAGCAUCAUCUCCUCAAGUGGCAGCGGCUCCAGGCCCUUUAUCAAGAUGAGCUGCCAGGUCUUCAGGAGGACCAGCCACAUGCUGGCCGCUUAGGCCUCCUCCCCAUCAGCUUCAAUCUCCUGAGCCUGCUGCAGGUGGUCCUGAGGGCCAUCAUGGCCAUUCGUCAUUUGUUCUGGGACUGAAUUGAAGUCUUCAGCUACUGUCAAGAUCCUCCGCAAGAAUGUCCGUCCCAAUCAUGGUCCUCAAGGGAAGCCCUCAGCUCAGGAGGAUCUGUGACACUUGCUGCUUCCACACGAGAUAAGAUCUGCUCCCACGGUCCAAACUGAGCUAGGGACCGUCACGUGACUGCUAGUUGAAGGGGGGCUGGUACGAAUGUCCGCACGAGUCUGUUGUGAAUGCAGCCAAUAAAUGUUAUUUGUGAAACUCUAAACCC